UUGGAUAUCCAAAAACACCCACGAAUAUUCUCUUCCUCGUUACCCUUAUACCAGUCACACGAUUCCUCUUCCCUCCUUUUAACCCCACCAUUUCAUUCUUCACCACAUUCACUUUCUUCCUUUCUCAAAGUUUUUCUUUUUCUCUCUCAUUUCUUCAAUCUGUUAACGUAACCAUGAAAUUCGGGAAGAGUUUGAGCAACCAGAUCGAGAAAACACUGCCUCAAUGGCGCGACAAGUUUCUCUCCUACAAGGAACUGAAGAAGAAGUUGAAACUCGUGGAAGCCGCCCCCAAAUCCUCGGAGGAACGCCCGGCGAAACGCGCAAGGCUCGAUGCGGACAUGUCUGUGGAGGAAAUCGACUUCAGGAACUCGCUCGAACAAGAACUCCACAAAUUCAACACCUUCUUUGAGGAGAAAGAGGAAGAGUGCAUCAUCAAAUUGAAGGAGCUACAAGAUAGGGUGGCCAAAGUAAAAGAUUCUAAUGAGCAGUUAAUGGAAAUUCGCAAGGAAAUUGUGGAUUUCCAUGGAGAGAUGGUCUUGCUCGAAAACUAUAGUGCUCUUAACUACACAGGACUAGUGAAAAUACUAAAGAAGUAUGACAAGAGAACUGGUGCUCUCAUUCGCUUGCCUUUCAUUCAGAAGGUCUUGCAACAGCCUUUCUUCACCACUGACCUUCUCUACAAACUUGUGAAGGAGUGUGAAACAAUGCUGGAUCAGCUUUUCCCGGUGAAUGAUCCUUCCAUUUCCGGUGAGGCAACUCCCCAAGCUGAGGGGUGUGAGGCUUCAACUUCAACCAGCACAAAGAAUAAUGAGGAUCCGCUGAUGCCUAAAGAGUUAGCAGCCAACCAGCACAUCGACGAGAGCCUCUACAUGAAGAGUACCAUUACAGCUUUACAUGUUUUGCAGGAAAUUAGAAAGGGAAGCUCAACAGUAAGCAUGUUUUCAUUGCCACCGCUGCAGAUGAGUGGUUUGGAAGAAACAUGGAACAAAAUCCCAAUUCUGGAACAGACAGCCAAGUAAUCUACUGGAUUACAGUGGUUGAUUGAAGUCGAGUUAGUGUGCCAUGAGAGUUCACCUUUUUGUUGAUUUCAAAAUCCAGUUGUAACAUGCCGCAGAUAACAAACAACACGGAUGUAAAAUGCUGAAGAUAGAGAAUAUAUUGACACAAAAGAAUUUUAGACUCAUAUAAGAAAGACGAAAAACCUUCUCCAACUAUGAUCAUGUGCAAAAACAUGUAUUUAUACUUGAAGCUCACGUACAAACACUUUUAUACGCACACACGUCUCAUAGUUGAUAAGAAUUCCUUGAGUUCUACGCAUAAAUUUAGUUUAUAAUGUUAUUGGGUCCUUCUGAAAUC
Messenger RNA from Vigna angularis (adzuki bean), 1356 nucleotides. RefSeq names its product SPX domain-containing protein 1. The record is from RefSeq and is a predicted model, not a curated record. The coding region runs from base 174 to 1019 and encodes 281 amino acids. Gene Ontology annotation, biological process: cellular response to phosphate starvation. The transcript has 3 exons. NCBI's taxonomy places the organism in Eukaryota, Viridiplantae, Streptophyta, Magnoliopsida, Fabales, Fabaceae.